AUGUCAGACAGCCAGCUCUGCAGCGGGAUAGCCCAGCCGGGCAUGGAGACAUCAAUGACUCUGGAGCAGCACCUCACCGUGCUUCCGUUGCUCCCUGACAACCAGAAGUGGUUUGACCUUUCUGGGAGGACCACCUGGCAGCAGUGGUCUGCUCGGCACAGGCGUCCUUGGUGGGGAAGCCUUGGCAACGGUGUCCUCGGCAAUGGCCUCCUCGGCAACGGCCUCCUUGGCAAUAAAAGCCUUCUUGGAGAGAAAGGUCUGCUUGGCACAGGGCUGCUUGGAAAAGGAGGUCUCCUAGGCAAUGGCAGUCUGCUUGGUCUCGAUGGUCUUCUGGGUGAAGGAGGACUGCUGGGUGAUGGAGUCCCUCACAAGUCAACACACUUCGCCUGGUUGAAGGUGCUGAAUCUCGAGAACGUCCGAGUGUCGUGGCAGGUCCUUCGCGGGAGCGAGCUCGUGCUGAACCUGUACUCGAAGCUGGUGCUCCGCUUGCCAGGGAUUUUUCAGUUUCUGAGCGGAUCCUCGGUAGAAACAAACAUCACGUCACGUAUCGCGCUGACCCAGGACACCCCCGGUGACCUCAAGUUGGUGAUUAAGGACUGCAGCAACCUGCUCGUCGGCUUCAAUGUCAACCUGCGGAAGGGCUUCCUCACCAAUCUGGUGAGCAGUUUGCUGAACUCUUCUCUUCAGUCUCUCGUACCUGCAGUGCUUUGCCCAUUAGUGAAUAUUUGGGUCAGCAUCAUCAAUAUGAAGCUACAAUUCCUCAACCGUGUCGUCUCCUUUGGGCUCCUGGGGAAACUCCACUCUGCCCUCUCCAAUUUCCCAGUGACGUCUGGGCAGUUCAUAGAUAUAGAUUUGCAGAAUUCCCCGUUCCCAAGCGUCUUCAUCGACUGGCUCUUUCAGACCACAGGCAUCAAUCCCGGGAACAUUCUGUAGCUGCGGGGCCGGCAGCGCCAUGGGGUGCCCCCACGGGCGAUUCCCACCGCUGUGCCCCGAGGAGGAUGAGGGAAGGGAGGAAGAUGACUCGAUACACGGAGAAUAGACAUGAAAACGGAGAAACCCAACCAAGAAAAUACACUAUUUCUUCUGCGUUACAUUUCAGCCUUAUCAGCCUUUGGUGUCUCUGUCCAGCCCAGGGUUAGCUGUGCCGAUGGUUAGCCAUACCGAUGGUUAGCCAUGCCGAUGGCUAGCUGUGCCGAUGGUUAGCCAUGCUGAUGGUUAGCCAUGCCGAUGGCUAGCUGUGCCGAUGGUUAGCCAUGCUGAUGGUUAGCCAUGCCGAUGGCUAGCUGUGCCGAUGGUUAGUCAUGCUGAUGGUUAGCCAUGCCGAUGGCUAGCUGUGCCGAUGAUUAGCCAUGUCGAUGGCUAGCUGUGCCAAUGGUUAGUUGUGCCGAUGGUUAGCCAUGCCAAUGGCGCUGCUGGCAGCGGGGCCAGAGGCAGGAGCCCCGGGUCACACCCGCGUGCCCUCCUGGCUGUCACGCCAUAAGCCACUCGUCACGGCAAUCACUGACAAAGGCACUGCCCUGACCCCCCAAGCCUUCCUCACGCACACCCAUGUUUCGCCUGGACCGGGGCUGUGGUUUGGGCAGGUAAUUGCUCGGCACAGAGACUUUCCUCGUGCUGGACCAAGACAGCCUGGCUGGCAGCGGCAAUUUGGUCCCCGUGCGGCCGCCCCACGGGAAUUUUGUGACUUCGCACCAACUGCACCAAACUGCCGUGAAGGGAAGAGAGAAAAGGGACAAACGCUGAUGAAAUGUAAAUGCUCUGUCUUUGCUCUCCUUCUGCUUCUUGAUUAGUUUACCAUUUCAAAAGGAAAUUUUGCUGUUUCCAGUGAUUUCAUACUGUUAAAAAGAAGGCAAAAAAGGCCUACAGUCUAAUCCAGAUGGGUACUUAGCUGAUUUGUUCCCGAACAGUUAUGCUUUGAACUGAUCAGAGUAAAUGCUAUCCUGUCUUGUAAUCUCCAAGUGGAUUUGGACGUGUUGCAUUGUGGGUGAGGCGGAUUCACGCCCCUUCUGUUACUCCUUACAAUAAAAAAGGGUUUUUCUUCAUCUGCA
Molecule: messenger RNA, 2048 nt
Organism: Gymnogyps californianus (California condor)
Lineage: Eukaryota; Metazoa; Chordata; Aves; Accipitriformes; Cathartidae
Product: BPI fold-containing family B member 4-like
Exons: 10
Coding region: 1-933 (310 amino acids)
Molecular function (GO): lipid binding
Source: RefSeq, a predicted model, not a curated record